UUUUACAGCACUGCAAGUUAAUGUGCCGGCGCGCUCCCGAGCCGUCGGUGUGUCGGGAGCGCGCAACUGCAGCAGAUGAGAGAGAGAGAGAGAGAGACAGAGAGACAGAGAGAGAGAGAAGCUGGCGCUGUGUUGUGUUCUCUCUGCAGUAUCUGACCUGAAAAAAGAAAAACAGCUCGCUGCUGCUCAGAGGACCGACAGUCCCUGAACGCACCGCCGGGCGGGUUUCCUCCAGGUGAGAAAACAAGCCGGACCGUCGAUCACUCAUCCGGACUCAGCACCGAGAAACCCGCCGCUGCCGAUCCGACGCAGACACGCUGUGACUGCGGAACCACCGGGGGCUCGGUCCGGACCGGAGAACCGCCGUCUGGGCUGCACAUUCUCGGGUUUUCCGCCCACGGUCGACGCUCGGUCCCGCAGCAGCCGCAGAGAGAGAGGCGCGCGGGGAGAGGACGCGGUGCAGCCGGGGAGGAGCAGGAGGCCGAGCGGCUUCUGGGAGGCUCUGCAGCGAAACGGGGCUCGUUAACGCGGUGCGGUGAGAUCUCCUCCUCCACCUCCUCCACCUCUCUCCCGCCUCCUCCUAACCGAUGGGUUAAAACCGGCCGGUUGCUCCAGAGAGCCGCCGUCCCGUCCGGAGGGUCCGCUCACACCUGCUCACACCUGCACGGCCCGACCUGCGGGGCUGUAUGAUGUAGGACCCCCCUCCACCUCAGUCUGUCCGCAUCACCAGCCUCCACCCGCCUGUACCUCCCCUCCCAGCCUCCCACCAUGCCGGCGGGGAUGAAACCGCUGGAGAAGUUCCUGAAGAAGCAGACCACGGCCCUGACCCGGGCCGGGGGCUUUGUAGGCGGGGUGGCGGACAAGGCCAGCGGAGGGACCGGGGCGUCCCGCCGGAGGGCCAGCCUGUCCCGGGUCGUACCCUUCUUCAGGGAGACCUCACCUGAGAGCGGCCAGGCCCGAGAGGUGUUCAGCCCUGACAGCGAGGACCCCCCCUCCUGGCCCUCAGCUGCAGGGACCGGUCUGGUCACGGUGCCCUGCAGUGCUAACGGCUCCGGUUCUGGUUCUGGUUCUGGAGGAGGAGACGUCCGCAGUCCAUCUCUGUCCAGCGACGAGCAGAGCUCUGAGGCCAGCCUGAUCACAGAGACCGGCGGCGGAGGAGGAGGAGGAGGAGGGACGCCUCUUCCUCCCGACACACCGGACAACCUCACCCUGUGUGUUCUGGACAGCGUGGCGGGGAGACGUCACGCUCACUGUACAGAGACGCUGCUGGAUGACUUCAUGCUGACACAUCCCAUCUUCCUGACGGCCGACAGGUUGCAGCAGGUUCUGCUGCAGCAAUUCUCUCUGGAGACAGAGGGUGAGGGGGGAGGGAGGGAGGCAGGAGGUGAGAGGAGGGGAGGAGGAGAGACAGAUGGAGAAAGCGAGGGAGUGAUGGACGCAGCAGAGAGGAAGCAGGCGGUGCUGAAUGUGGCGUUCCGAUACCUGGACACCUACAGAGAGCUGCUGCAGGAGGAGGGGGAGCGCAGCAACAGCUUCCCCAAGGAGCUGUACCUGUGUGCGGUGCAGGAGUUGAGUCAACACCCUGAGCUGGUGGAGGACGUCCUGAAACUGCAGAGAUGGACCGAGAUCUUGAACUGCCCCUCUGACGAGGAGAAGGAGAGCAGGAGGAAGCAGGUCCGUCCUCUGUUCAGACACUUCAGACGCAUCGACGCCUGUCUGCAGCCCAGAGAGGCGUUCAGGGGCUCCGACGAGAUCUUCUGCAGGGUCUACACUCCUGAUCACUCGUACGUCACCAUCAGGAGUCGUUUGUCCUGUCGGGUCGGAGAGAUUCUGGCUCUGGUCCGAGAGAAACUCCAAUACAGUGAAGACCAACCGGUUCUGCCUGGAAACCUCAUACUGGUGGCCGUCACAUCAGCUGGAGAGAAGGCGGUGUUCCGGCCCAGUGACGAGGCCGUGUUCACCACGCUGGGAGUCAACACACACCUGUUUGCUUGUGAACCCUCCGAGCUGGAGACACUGCUUCCUCUUCCUGAGGAGAUCCACUGGACGCCAGGUGACAGCAAACUCCACGACAUGUCAGCGGAGGAGGUGGCCAAUCAGCUAGUGGUGUUUGACUGGGAGCUGUUCAGCUGCGUGCACGAGGUGGAGUUUGUGUGUUACGUGUUUCACGGGGAGCAGUCUCGCUGGCGCCCCCUGAAUCUGGAGCUGGUUCUGCAGCGCUGCAGCGAGGUGCAGCACUGGGUCGCCACCGAGAUCCUGCAGUGUCAGUCGCUGCCCAAGAGAGUCCAGCUGCUCCGCAAGUUCAUCAAGAUCGCAGCUCUCUGUAAGCAGCAGCAGGACCUGCUGUCCUUCCUCGCCGUCGUUCUGGGUUUAGACAACCCGGCUGUCAACAGACUGCGACUCACCUGGGAGGGUCUCCCCGGGAAGUUCAGGAAGCAGUUCCAGCAGUUCGAGAGCAUCGCUGAUCCGUCCAGGAACCACAAGUCCUACAGAGACCUGAUCACCAGCCUGAGACCUCCUCUGAUCCCCUUCACACCUCUGCUGCUCAAAGACCUGACCUUCCUUCACGAGAGCUGCAAGACGUUUCACGGUGAACUCGUCAACUUUGAGAAGAUGCACAAAGUGGCCGACAUGGUGAGAAUCAUCCGACGGUACAGGAGCAGCCAGCUAGCCAUGGAUACGGAGACGUCCCCCUCCCACCUGCAGACGAAGGCCUACGUCCGUCAGCUUCAGGUGAUCGACAACCAGAACCUGCUGUUCGACAUGUCCUGCAAACUGGAGCCCAAAGAUACAUAAAGAGCUGGAGAACGAAGAGGAGGAGGAAGAAACCUGUCAAGGACCAAUGAGACGAAGGAGCAAACGGUUAGAGCAACGCUCAGGGAGAAGUGAGAACUGGAAGAAGUCUGACACUGGAACUGAAAACCUACAAACUCCUCCUCCUCUCUGCCUGCCUGUCUGUUCCUCCUCUUCCUCUUCCUCUUCCUCUUCCUCUUCCUCUUCGUCCCUGAACACUGCCAGCAGCUCUGACGACACAAAGACUCCUCAUGAUCCCGUCAUAGUUUUUGUUGUUACCUCUAAAAGCUUCAGGUCGUCUUCUCUCUGUGGCGGCCAUUUUGUGUGUAAACCUGGAGGCUGGUGUGGAGCGUUGUUCAAACAUUUGUGAGGUCAGCUGAGAGCGAUCGGGAGAGAUUCAGGACUCAGGACACAGAAAACACGUGUUGAGGAUCCAGAAGCUGCGGCGGCGGCGUCAGAGACACCUGAUGACAUCAGAGACCCUGAUGACGUCAGAGACUCCUGAUGACAUCAGAGACUCCUGAUGACAUCAGAGACUCCUGAUGACGUCAGAGACUCCUGAUGACGUCAGAGACACCUGAUGACGUCAGAGACACCUGAUGACGUCAGAGACUCCUGAUGACAUCAGAGACUCCUGAUGACAUCAGAGACACCUGAUGACGUCAGAGACUCCUGAUGACAUCAGAGACUCCUGAUGACAUCAGAGACACCUGAUGACGUCAGAGACUCCUGAUGACGUCAGAGACACCUGAUGACGUCAGAGACUCCUGAUGACAUCAGAGACUCCUGAUGACAUCAGAGACACCUGAUGACGUCAGAGACACCCGAUGACAUCAGAGACACCUGAUGACGUCAGAGACACCCGAUGACAUCAGAGACACCUGAUGGCGUCUUGUUGCUAACGUACAGACGAUGAGUGAACUGUGGCGUCCUGUCAGAGUAUCAUUCACAUCACUCUCAGUCCAGACGAGAUGAAACUCAGCGUGACGAAUCAGUAAAUCACAUCAUGAACCUUAAGAUAUGAAUCACACAUCAGGAUCAGUCAGGCUCAUUCAGAAUCAGGAUCAGCCAGCAGCCUCUCCUGCACACCAUUACUCAGACUGUGUGCUGGAGUCUCGGUACCGGUCGUUCUCCUCCAGAGCACAUCAACAUAAACACAUUUAGAGUUUGUUGCAAACCGAGUCUGUUUCUCUAAAACAUCUAAAAAAAUUUAAAAUCAUAUUUUUAUGGGAGCAGGUUUGAUGGUCUGUCAGGAUCAGCUGGCUCGUGGAUCUUAUAAUGUGUGGUUCUGACAUCAAACUGGACCCCCAACAUCCCGACACAGCUGGAGGUGACGGUAGCGAUCCUGCAGGUGAAAGUCUGCUCGCUCUGUCUGCAGGUGAGCUGAACACAAACUCACCUCAGACUCAGCGACGCUGCAGAAACAGACUCGGCGUGCAAAGAACGUCACCGCUGGACCCAAGAUGUCCGCCGGCGUCACAUUAAUACAUGGAUUUAAAGUCCAACCCACAAAAGAGAGCAUGAGGACUGAUCCAGAGUCAGUUAACAGGUUCAGAUGAUUUCUGACAGUAAACAUAUAAACAACAUGUAAUAAGUCACCUGUUCACUUAAUCGCUGUGCGUUAGAAGCAACCAAUCAGAUCAGAGUACCAGGACAGACUGGAUGUAAGAUCUGAUCUGAGACCAGAAGAACUGAAUCCUCUUCCUGUUGUUUGUUUCCUCACUUCCUGCACUUUUCCUCCUCGAGAGGCAGCCAACCAAUCAGAGCCGAGCCAAUCGGACCACCUGACUGACGCCUGCUGACCUUUGAACCCUCCAACAACAGCCUGAUGGGAAACAAGAAUUUCCCGCAGCUGCUGGUAGUUUCAUAGACGGACCUGUUGUCUCAUAUUUGGGUCGGCAUGUUCCUCUGCCGGGCCGAACACAAACACCUGAACCACAGAAAUCAGCCGGCUGAUUGGUCGAUCUGACACCAACCACAUACGCCUCGUUCACGUCUGUGAGCAACGUGCAGGACGAGAACACGACGUGUCAGUCGAGCAUCUUUCCUCUGACACAGUUUACAGCCACAGCUCACCUGCUCGCCCGCCAGCUGAUGAACUCUGUGUUGACAUCCGCUGACCUCGGGUCUGUUUCUAUCAGCUGCCAAGUUUCAGCCAGGAGCUGCUUCCUUCACUGACUCCUCUGAGAUCAAUCCGAGUGGUGACGAUGUGCUCGCUGACGGCACCUGUGACGGACCUGUGGACACUUUGGCUCACGGUGCGUUCAAGGACUCACAUGAUGUGUAGAUGCUGGUUUUCUACCGAAUGUGAUCUCAGUGUCAGUGUGAAGACGUCGCUCAGCUCUUCGCUCUGUUCUGAUUGUUGUUUCAGGACUUUGAAUGCGUCUCACAGAGUUUUUGAUCCAACAGGACGUUGGAGACUCUCGUUCCGCUCAAUUUAAAGGACCAUUCUGCUGUUUUUGUAUGUUUUGGCCUGUUUACCACAUGUCACGCUGCACCGGUGUUCCACCAGUCACAACUCUGCUUCAUGUCAUCUCAUCCAGGCAGCCACAUGUUCAGUUCAGAUCAGCCUGCAGAUACGAUCCAAUCAGAUGGAUCUCAGUGUCAGUGAUCAGUUAAACACAUGAUGAGGUCACAGUCUGUCACCAGAGGGCGCCACUCUCACGUGUAAAUCAUUCAAACACACAAUGUACAUGUAAAACAUAUCAAAUCACUAGAGGAUCAGAUUUAGAACAUAAUGAAUCUUGAUAUUGAUCAGGACACGAGUGACAGGCUGAACAUCUGUCGGUCCACAGGAAGUGACAUCACUUUAAUCUCCGAACACAUCAGCGGUCUGUGGACACGAUGGCGGUCGCAGUAAACAGGAUAAAACAUUCAAACAGCUGAAGCGUUUUAAUAAACGAUCUCCAGCUGGUCGAACUGAUCGUCACACGGCAGCCAAUCAGCUGCGUGUCCUGGAUGACAUCACGAUGAAACACAGGAGAACUUUUCUUUCUCAGCGUUUUGAGAUCCUACUGCUGAACGACCAAUCAGCUCAAAGGAAGGACCCACUCAGCCUCCCAGACCUGCGCUGCCAUUGGUUGGCUCGUGGACUGGAGGGUCGAGAUCCGAGGCAAUAACAGGAAGUGAAGCUGAUUGGUCAACUUCUCGCAGCAACGAAGCACUUUUGCCAAACCUCAGGGCUCAGAGACACAGAGAGGUUUUGUUUACUCUUUCUUCUAGAUUUUCAGUCCAGUUCGGUUCUGUUGAGUCCAGUUGUGUUGCGAUUGAUUGAUUCUGUGUUUGUACAGCUGAUCACACUUCAGUCAUAUUUACUAUAAUAAUAGAAAUCUACAGAGUUGUUGUUUUCCUGCUGUGAUCACCACCAGGUCUGAGUCCAGACGGACACUUCAUGGUACUGUUAAACCUUCAGUCCAGAAAUCAGGACGGCAGAGUCCGACACAGGGACCAGAACCCACGAGGCAAAAACAACUUGGUACCAAAUGUCUCUUAAAGACGAAAGAUUCCUUCUGUCAGAAUCGACCGAUGGAGAACGAGCGCGAUGCACUGAAGAGUUUCACUCAGAACGACUUUCACCAACAAGAGCUGUGAAGAAAAAGGCCCUCUGUGAAAAUAUAGACAGAAGUCAUUUGACAGUCACGGUGAUGCUGAUGGUGAGGUCAUGGUGAGGUCAUAGUGAGGUCAUGGUGAGGUCAUAGUGAGGUCAUGGUGAGGUCAUGGUGAGGUCAUGGUGAGGUCAUAGUGAGGUCAUGAGGGGGACUUCCGGGGAAUUCUGAGCUAUCCAAAUUAAAAUCCAAUUAAAAAUUAAAAAUUAAAUUAAAUUAAAAUUAAAAAUCCAAAUUAAAUAAAAAAUGAUCUGUUUCCAAUAUUUGAAAUAAUCUUUGCAUCAGCUGCACUCUUCUUCUGUAGUUAUGAACUAAAGUUUAUUUAUAUAUAAAUAUUUAUAUAUAAUAUAAGAAAUGUAUAAAUGUAAUAAGUCUUAUUUUACAGCAGAAGCUGUGAGAUCAGAGAGAGUUACUGCUGGAAGUCUGUGACUCUCACUGGAGUUGAUUUGGAAGUGUAUGGACCCGUUUUCAGUGACAGGCCCGGUCCAUGUUGUUCUGUGUGGGUGAAACUCUUCAGUGCAUCAGGACGGAUCAGGACGGUUCUGAAGGUGUGACCGGUGUGAAAGCUUCUCUGUGCUCAGCUCUGGUGAGACUUCCUCCAUCUGUACCAUAACAUCCAGUCUGUCCACGCUCAGUGAGGCCGAUCCCGUCCAGAGACAAGUCCGCCUCCAGUCCACCUCCAGAGACCAGGUCCACAGUCCAGGUGUCAGAACCAACCGCAGAUAAUUAAAGUACAUGUUACUAUAUUUAUUCUCUGCUGAACGACCCGGCUCUUGUUUUGGGACAUGGGGUCCAAAUAGAUCUUUUGUUGCAGACUAACGGAGACUUCUUCUGGAGUUCUAGUAAACCACCAGAAUCAGAAACCUGCUGUAAAGAAAUCCGAAGGCUUCAUUCUGUGAGAGGUUCUGUCUUGUUACAGCGGAGGGUCUCUGACUCCAACACACCUCACAGAUAUUAGAUGGAUCAGAACCAACAGGAGGCGGCUUUGUUCUGGACGGGACAAAACCUGCAGAACUUGUAGGCUUUGACAAGACCUUUAACCUGAUAUGAAGUCCUGAAACAUGAGUCCAAAAUACCAAGUAUGUGAGUUCAAGAACAGUUCCUCAAACACCAGAGAACAUGAUCCGGUUGAGCCUCCAGAACCAGGAGUUGUAGAAAGGCCCGUUGUAGUUGUCACAGUUUGGAGAUUCCUGUUUCUGAGUCUGAGAUCAAACUGAGCGUUCAGGACUCUGUUUGCUGUCGGAGGUCUUGUCGAGGCGGAGACGUUUGUGGCGGUUCUGUCGGGUACAAAGUGUGAAACCCAGUGAAGAUGACAUCAUCAGUAGUCUGCCGGUGGCUCUCUCAGGACCGCGUCCUGGGUGUCGGGCGCUUUAUUAUGGAUCCCGGUGUAGUUCUGGGCAGAAACAGAAGUCCUAAAUCUGAACUGAAACCCAUUCUCAACAUUUAGUGUAAGCUGACCGAGCCCUCCGGUGUUUGGACCAAUCACAGCUUCUGCCAGUAGUUCUGCUGGGAUUCAUAAUGUCAGGAGGCGGACGGCCUCUUGGGUCGAGGCGGUCCGCUCAGCACCGUCUGAAACACUGAAACAUGCGAUGUACGGAGUGUGUGUGCCGCGCUGUAAAUACGCAGAUACUAACGAAGACUCUAUUUUAUGUAUGAGCUGCGAGAGCAACGUGAACUCAAGGAGAAACAAUGAUUCAAUGUUUUUUAUUUGUAAAGGUGAGCGAGAUGUGUACAGAGACGGCGGACGGACGGAGCGAUGAGGAAUUUAUGACUUUAUGAAUUGUACAGUUGAAUCUUUAUGAGUUUGAUGGUUCUGUUGUUUUCUAUCUAAAGCUCGGGUUGUUUCAGUUCGGGGUUUUUGUACAGAAGUGGCUGUUUACAUCAAUACAAGUCCUUAUUUCUGUGAACAGACGAUGUGAUUGGAGCGCAGGCCUAGGUGGGCGGGGCCGGUGAGUGGGCGGGGCCUGGAGGGGUGGUGUCAUAUUACCGGAACCUUUGGGAACCAGUUGCCCUGCUGACGUGAUGAGGAGCAGAUUUGAUUUGAUCUUGGGAAUGAAGUCUAAAUAUUUUGUUGACGUUUUUUAUGUUAAUAAAAUAAAGUAAUAAUUGUG
Messenger RNA from Acanthopagrus latus (yellowfin seabream), 8509 nucleotides. RefSeq names its product Rap guanine nucleotide exchange factor (GEF)-like 1 (gene rapgefl1). Bases 769 to 2796 code for a protein of 675 amino acids. Gene Ontology annotation, biological process: positive regulation of GTPase activity; Ras protein signal transduction. The transcript has 16 exons. The record is from RefSeq and is a predicted model, not a curated record. Gene Ontology annotation, cellular component: plasma membrane. Lineage: Eukaryota; Metazoa; Chordata; Actinopteri; Spariformes; Sparidae. Gene Ontology annotation, molecular function: guanyl-nucleotide exchange factor activity.